Molecule: messenger RNA, 1448 nt
Organism: Lotus japonicus
Lineage: Eukaryota; Viridiplantae; Streptophyta; Magnoliopsida; Fabales; Fabaceae
Exons: 2
Coding region: 644-1261 (205 amino acids)
Source: RefSeq, a predicted model, not a curated record
GAGAGGGCGAGAAUCCUCGGUGUUUCACCAGUUCCCGCCAUGUCUUCCUUCGUCCGGCUGACUGCUUGUUUCGGGCGGGCAUGGGGGUCUUUAUACCCCGCCCGGUCCACAUGCCCCCAAAACAUGAGGCUCAGCCACGAUGGGUAAAGGCAAGGUCGACGCCAGCCCGUUGAAGAUGAAAGAGUAUCUCGCCCAAUCUGCUGAGGCGGCGAGAAAAGAGCUGCGGAUGCUGAGCAGAAGAAAAAACUUGAAGGUACUUCGGAUUCUGACAACACAAGGGAUCCUAAGCGCCAAAAAACUUCAGGCGCCACUGAAAGAACUGCUGGUGGUAAAACCUUACACCAGACGACUCUCAAUCCAUCCGGUUUAGCCUCCAGAGGUAAACCGGCAGAAAAAAAAAAGGGACAUGAUAAUGUCCCGCCACCCCGGGAAGAUCCAAAUGCGAUGAUUGACCGCCCGCCAACUCCAUUUGGUCAUGCUGGCUCUAGUUCAGCCAUCGGAGGCGAGGCUCUCCCUACCUUGCUAAUCUUGUCCGAUCCUCACUUCAACAGCUUGGACUUUAUGAAUCGAACUUUUGACAACAGGCUUCAUAGAGACAUUUCUGGUCAAGGUCCCCCCAACAUUGCUUCCAUGGCCAUUCACCAUGCCCUUUCUGCCGCUAGUAGCGGGUAUGGCUCACAAUGUGAAGGAUUUGCAUGCGGCUAAGAAUCGUCUUGAGAAGAAGGCGGCUGACUGGAAGGCUGCGUAUGAGCGGGCAAAGGUCGAUGCUGAAACUGCCAACAAGCAUCUGAAGUCUUCCGAGAAAAAAUGUGCUAAGUUAACUGAAGACUUGGCGACUUCUGACUUGCUCCUUCAAAAGACUAAAUCUUUGAAGGAAGCCAUUGAUGUCAAACACACUGCUGCUCAGGCUAAAUGCCGAAAGAUGGAAGAGAAAUAUGAACGCCUGAAUGCCUCCAUUCUAGGGCGUGCAUCCAUUCAAUUUGGUCAGGGCUUUCUCAAUGCUAAAGAGCAAAUCAGUGUUGUUGAACCAGACUUUGACCUUUCCUGUAUCGGGUUUUUGAAGGAGAUUAAGGAUGGUCAGGUUGUCGGCGAUGAUGAUGUUGAUAUUGACCUCCUUCCUCAAUUCAAUUCUGAAAGUGAAUAUGAGGAAGAAAAGUGCGAAGAUGGUCAUGGCGAGGACAAGAAUGGGGAUGAAGGGGAGAAUGACCCAAAAGCUGCCGCAAGCCAAGACAACAACGCCAACAAUGAGAACCUGGCUUGAUUUUAUUUGUUGUUUUAUUUUGUUUAAGUCAAGCUUUGUUUUGGGCUUAGCCCUUUUGUUUGUUGUUGCUUAAGACAUGUAUGGGCCACGCCCCUUUCUUAUCUUUAAUGAAGUUCUUUUUAGUUUAACUGUUGUUACCUUGAAGUUGUUAUUUACUGAAUUUUAUUAACGUUUAGGUUUGUAUACC